AAAACUAUUUUACCUCGGAAAUGUUAUGAACUAUUUCGAACAUCUGACAAUAAUAUUGCCAUAGAGAAGAUCUUUAUCAUGUCGAGAACAUCUUCAGAAUACCACUACAACAUCGCCAUCUGACAGGGAUCAUCAUGCUCAUCCGGCCAGCGCUCUUUCUCGUACUCUCCUCGCUCGUCGCACCCAUCGUCUCCAUGCACUUCUUCUCUCGAUGGCUCGGCAGAUCACCCACCUCAACACCGGAGAUAAUCCCACCUUUCUCGCCACCAUACUCUCCUACCUCCUCACACUCCUCGGAUAUCCCACCUUUCUCGCAAUCAUACUCUCCCACCUCCUCACACUCCUCGGACAUCCCACCUUCCUCGCAAUCAUACUCUCCUACCUCCUCACACUCCUCGUAUUCCUCCGAGGGCUUUUUACCCCUGCCCUCGCCGGGCAGCUCAACGAGAUCCACCCCGGCUCAUCCCUUCGCGCCGCAAAAUUCACUAGACUCCGAUUACACGCCCAAAGAAAGAUCUUCAAAGAGGUCUCCGAAGAAACCUUCGCCCGAAAGAAGGUCUCCGUCGAAACCCUUGCCCGGUGACGCGCCCAGAGACUCAUCACCACGUAGACCGCGAAAGAGAACCUUGGCCGAUAACGCUUCGCCCACCAUGCAUGUAGCGUCCUUUGCCCAUUCUUUCAGCAGCGCCUCGUCGGGUUCAUCGACCUCCAGGAGCUCGUUUUCGUCUAGCUCCUCGAGCAGUUCAGGGAGCUCUUCGAGUAGUUCAGGGAGCUCCCCUCCGCGGAGAUCGCGGUGGAAGAAGACCCCGAACAUCCCGCAGCCCUACUCCACGUACUGGACGACUCUCACACCGACGGGGAAGAUGGGUAAUUUGAAGUUCGAGGCGGGCGACCACAUCUACGUCUCGGCGAUGUCGUCGUUGGGGCCGUUCAACAGGAAGAGGCUGAGGUCUUGGCUGAACACGGACAAGCUCUGGAGGCCGUACUACGUGUACCUGGCGCUGGACGAUCAGCGGCUCCUCAAGGUCAUCCCUGAUUUCAGGAAGAGGUAUUUCUUCGAGGUCGAGCCGACGAUCUUCCACUGGCAGCAGGACGGCUGGCCCCACACUGAGCAGCAGCUUGAGGUCGCGGUCGUCAAGCCGGACCCUAAGAAGGGCCUUCUUGGAGUUGAGAAAACGACGGCUCUGGCCUACAGGCUGUACUCGAGGACGUUUCCAUUCAAUUUGGUCAACUGCAACUGGCAGCACUACGUGGACUAUCUGACGUACGGUAAAACCUUCGGACGGAAAUACACGCCCUACUGGCCGAUGGGUGCGGCGUGCCCCCUGUACACGCUCCUCACGCCAGAGAUGGACGUGUACUCGGAUGAGCUGGUCUUCACCGACGACCUCGGCAACUCCUUCAAGCUCACCGACCAUCCCAGACCCAGACCGCCACGCCCUAAAGAGGGUUAAACUAGUCUUGAAGGACUUUGCUGUAAAUGGAGAUGUUGUAUGUGUGAGGGACUUGCGAUUUGACUGUUGUUUCUUUUGUAAAAGUUGGGGGGGGUGAGGGGGCCCCCAACUUUUUAUUUCAAAUAGUAACCCCUAUUCUGUGAUACAUCAUUUGAAAGAACAUACAAAAUUAAGAAUUUCGGCGCAAACCGCAGAUCAGUACCUUAAUUUUUGACCGAGUUAUGAAUCAAAGGUCAAAUUUGACCUAUUUUCAGAAAAUCAUAACCCCUGUUCAAAUUAUCUUAAACCUCAAGUCGAUAUCAUAAUUAGAACUGAAGUUAUGGCCAACUCUGUAUAGGUACCGAUAUUUUUAUUUCAAGAUGUAAACCUAAUGAACGACCACAGAAAAACAGCUUUAUAUGCCCAAAUACCACUUCUGUGGCAUAUGUCUCAAAGCCAAAAUAAAAACCAAGAAUAAGUAAACACUGGUAAAAAAGACAGUGGAAAAGAAACCCUGGAAAAUAAACUGAAGAAACAGACGGAUUCGCCCUUCAAGGAUCUUCUUAUCAGGAGAGAUCGCAGUCGACGCAAAGAGGUUCGGCAGUCAGUCAGUUCACCACAAUUUUUUUAUGCUCGAAUGUCGUUGAAGUUUCGCGUUGCGCCCUCUGCAAAGUUAGUCGAAGAAAAGAGGAAGGAACCAAAAGUGUCACUACCGCGGUGGAUGACGUCAAUGACCCGACUUUUCAAAGUGAGAAAAAUUGACCUGUCAUUGAAACCUAUGCUGUCGUGCUAAAGAAGAACGCCGUAUGAGCCUUCAAUCAUUGCCAAAUUUCCUCUGAUAAAAAGUGAAUGUACCGGGAGAAUUGCGAGUAUUAUUUCCCAAAAUUUUCAGACAAUUUUGCACGGAA
Messenger RNA from Bemisia tabaci, 2341 nucleotides. RefSeq lists its product as uncharacterized. The record is from RefSeq and is a predicted model, not a curated record. Lineage: Eukaryota; Metazoa; Arthropoda; Insecta; Hemiptera; Aleyrodidae.